CCACUAGCUAAGAGAGCAAGAAUCAUCGCAGUCAAGGUCCCUGAUGCGCAGGUUAGCAGAGCCUAUAGUGCUGUUAUUUUGUGGGCUUCAAUGGGUCGUCCAGGAUGCGAGGAGGAAACGCAUUCUCGGCAGGGCGGUUAUUAACUUCAGUGUUGGGGGUCCCACAUCAGCGGCUACCAAUAAUGCUUUGAUCGCAGCCCAUAAUGCUGGUGUUUUCAUGGUUGCUGCCGCUGGAAAUGAUGGUAAUACAUAGUGAGUUACAUUUGCCCACUUGUAUU
This is a messenger RNA of Coccidioides posadasii C735 delta SOWgp, 278 nucleotides long. The record is from RefSeq and is a predicted model, not a curated record. NCBI's taxonomy places the organism in Eukaryota, Fungi, Ascomycota, Eurotiomycetes, Onygenales, Onygenaceae.